AUGGGGCUGGGCCAGCAGCUGGAGGGGCUGUACGGCAUGGAGAACCUGGGACAGGCGCAAGCCAAGCUCCAGGGCAUACACAGGGAGGCGGAUGAAUUCCUGUCCUACAUCGUGCGAUCGUUCAAGCUCGACUGGCAGGCCGCGUUCGUUCAGUCCAUGGUCGAUCUCGUGCUCGAGAUGCAGAACGUCUCGGCCCACAUCGCCCGCUUGAUGCAGAACUUUGAGCACUACAUCCUCUUCUCUGAGCGGCAUCGACUGAACGUGGCGACCAACUCCCUCGGCUUCUUGGGUGUCCUCCCUCCCGAGAUACUGCAGCACAUCCUCCAGUUUCUGGGGCCGAAGGAACUGCUGCGUCGCGUCCCUCCGCUCAACCGACAUCUGAACGAGCUCACCAACGACAAUGCCCUGUGGAAGGCCAUGUGCAGGAAGCACAUACCAUCACACCCCGUCGAAAUGGAGUUCUGGUUCCUCAAGCGCGUGGAGAAGGAGGCGCUGCUCAACCAAGGCGGCAAGCUGGGCAAGCACCACAGCCGCCUCAACUCGGCGCGCUCGCGCGAACGGGCUUCUUCUGCUUCAUCGUCAUCACAGCCCUUUGCCAGCGGCAGCGCCGACGAAGAAGCUGCGGCCCUGGACGACCGCGGGGAGAGCAGCAACGACGACAUCGUCGCCCUCAACGCCAGCAGCAACAGCAGCAUCAACGCCCAACAGCAACAACGACGAGGAGAGUAG
This is a messenger RNA of Acanthamoeba castellanii str. Neff, 729 nucleotides long. RefSeq names its product Fbox domain containing protein. Bases 1 to 729 code for a protein of 242 amino acids. Gene Ontology annotation, molecular function: protein binding. Lineage: Eukaryota; Discosea; Longamoebia; Acanthamoebidae. The record is from RefSeq and is a predicted model, not a curated record. The transcript has 5 exons.